Messenger RNA from Spea bombifrons (plains spadefoot toad), 5336 nucleotides. RefSeq names its product MDS1 and EVI1 complex locus (gene MECOM). The coding region runs from base 328 to 4014 and encodes 1228 amino acids. NCBI's taxonomy places the organism in Eukaryota, Metazoa, Chordata, Amphibia, Anura, Pelobatidae. The record is from RefSeq and is a predicted model, not a curated record. Gene Ontology annotation, cellular component: nucleus. Gene Ontology annotation, molecular function: protein binding. The transcript is spliced from 17 exons.
AAGGCAGCCGGCUGUGUGGCAUUCUGUGUAUAGGAGGCUGGGAUAGACGGGCUGGUCCGGAGGUCGGUGUCUCUGGAAAGCUCGGAGGGAGAGCUCCGUGUGACAAGAUCCCAAAUCACAAUGAUAAAUCGCAGCAAACUUUUUUUGGCAAAGAGCGAUUGAGAUGAAGAGCGCAUGCGCGAAGGUGUCUGAACUGACAAUGCUGGGGAGAUAGCGAGUCCGGAAUGAGAAGGGGAUUGAGAGAGUGAAAGAGAGAGAGAGAAAAAGAAAAAAAAGGAAAAGAUCCAAGAGAUAUCCCAAGCAAGCCACCGCCGCACAGCUGCCACCAUGAGAUCCAAAGGCAGGGCGAGGAAGCUGGCCACAAGUGAUCAUAUUUCCAUUGAAAACUUUCCUGAGAUAAAUAUUGGAGAGACUUCCCAUAUUGAUGGUGAGAUUGGUCCAACAUCCAAUUUCCCCGAUCUGUCAUCUCCAGCCUCUUCCAGCGAUGAAUUCACACCCAAUGAGGGAUCACCCUAUCAAGCUCCUAUUUAUAUCCCAGACGACAUCCCGAUUCCUUCAGACUUCGAACUUCGAGAGUCAAACAUCCCUGGGGCAGGGUUAGGAAUAUGGACGAAAACUAAGAUAUCAGCUGGCGAGAAAUUGGGACCGUUUGAAGGAGAGAAGUGUAUGAGUCUUGACAACCCACAUUCUGGCUGGGAGGUCUUGGAUGAGCAUUGUGAUGUGAAAUUCUGCAUCGAUGCCAGCCAACCUGAUGUGGGCAACUGGCUGAAGUUUAUCAAGUUUGCGGGGACCUACGAGCAGCAUAAUUUGGUGGCAAGUCAGCUAAAUGAUCAGAUAUUUUACAGAGCUGUAGCUGACAUAAAUCCCGGCGAGGAGUUAUUAUUGUUCAUGAAGAGCGAAGAUUAUUCCCAUGCGACAAUGGCUCCGGAUAUCCAUGAGGAGCGUCAGUAUCGUUGUGAAGAAUGUGACCAGCUCUUCGAGUCCAAAGCAGAGCUGAGCGACCAUCAGAAGUUUCCUUGUGGUACGCCGCACUCGGCCUUUUCUAUGGUAGAAGACACCUUUCAAGUCGGCUUGAAUGUUAAGAGCGACCUCGGUGAUAUGCAGGACGCACACGAAUGCAAAGAAUGUGAUCAAGUGUUUCCGGACAUGCAAAGCCUGGACAAACACUUGCUAUCUCACACAGAAGAGCGAGAAUACAAAUGUGACCAGUGCCCCAAAGCCUUUAACUGGAAGUCCAACCUUAUCCGCCAUCAAAUGUCCCACGAUACUGGAAAGCACUACGAAUGUGAAAACUGCUCCAAGCAGGUUUUCACAGAUCCCAGCAACCUCCAAAGGCACAUUCGUUCCCAGCACGUCGGAGCUCGGGCACACGCAUGCUCGGAGUGCGGCAAAACCUUUGCAACGUCAUCAGGUCUUAAGCAACAUAAGCACAUUCACAGCAGUGUCAAGCCUUUUGUAUGUGAAGUCUGCCAUAAGUCGUACACUCAGUUUUCAAACCUUUGCCGACAUAAGCGCAUGCACGCCGACUGCAGGACUCAGAUCAAAUGCAAAGACUGCGGACAAAUGUUCAGUACCACAUCUUCACUUAAUAAGCACAGGAGAUUUUGCGAGGGGAAGAAUCACUUUGCAGCCGGGGGAUUAUUUGGUCAAGGCAUUUCACUUCCCGGAACUCAAGCAAUGGACAAGGCGUCUAUGAUUAAUAUUAACCAUCCAAAUGCAGGGCUUGCUGAUUACUUUGGUGCUACUCGGCAUACCGCUGGACUUACAUUUCCAACAGCACCUGGAUUCUCUUUUAGUUUUCCUGGUCUGUUCCCUUCCGGACUGUAUCAUAGACCUCCUUUGAUGCCUGCCAGCUCUCCGGUAAAGGCAUUGUCAAGUGUUGACCAGAGCAACAAAAGCCCACACGUGAACAGAACUCCGAUAUUACCAGCUACACAGGACAUUUUAAAAGCACUGAGUAAGCACCCGGCUAUGGGUGAAACUAAAACAUUGGAGUACUUGCCAGAGAGUAACACUGACAAGAGACCACAGGACAAAAUAAGUGACCAAUCGGAGAGCAGCGACCUCGACGAUGUCAGUACUCCAAGUGGCAGUGACUUGGAGACCACAUCUGGGUCGGAUCUUGAAAGCGACGUUGAAAGUGAGAAAGACAAAGUGAAGGAAAAUGGUAAAAUACAUAAGGAAAAAUUAAGUCCUCUGCAAAACCUAGCCGCGUUAAACAGUAAGAGAGAAUACACCAAUCAUGCUGUUUUCUCGCCUUGCUUGGAGGAACAGACUGCUGUGUCAGGAGCAGUGAAUGAUUCCAUAAAAGCUAUUGCUUCUAUUGCUGAGAAGUACUUUGGUUCAACUGGACUUGUAGGCCUACCAGAUAAAAAAGGAGGAACAUUACCAUAUCAUUCUAUGUUUCCGCUUCCAUUUUUUCCAGCCUUUUCACAGUCGGUGUAUCCAUUUUCUGACAGAGACACAAGACCCGUACCCUUAAAAGUGGAACCGGAGUCUCCAAAAGAAGUUAAGAAAGUACAUAAAGGGAAUGCGGAGUCUCCGUUUGAUCUCACCACUAAACGUAAGGAAGAGAAGGAGGUGGCAAAUGCCUCUUCAAAGUCAGCGGUACCAAUGCCUUCAAAUGUUGACCAGCCUUUGGACUUAAGCAUCGGAAGCAGGAGCCGGGCUACAACAGCAAAGACCAGUGAACCCAGAAAAAAUCACGUAUUUAGUGAGAAAAAAGACAAUGAAAUAGAGCAGUCAAAGACAUCCGAUCACUGCUUGCAACAUGCCAGACCUGCUCCUUUCUUCAUGGAUCCCAUUUAUAGGGUGGAGAAGAGGAAGCUAAUGGAUCCCCUUGAGGUUUUAAAAGAGAAAUAUUUAAGACCUUCCCCAGGAUUUCUAUUUCAUCCACAGUUCCCGCUGCCUGAUCAAAGAACCUGGAUGUCAGCAAUAGAAAACAUGGCUGAAAAGCUGGAGAAUUUUAACACUUUGAAACCAGAAGCCAACGAGCUGAUGCAGUCAGUUCCUUCAAUGUUUAACUUCCGAGCAUCUCCAAGUGCCCUUCCAGAAAACCUUCUCCGAAAAGGCAAAGAGCGGUACACCUGCAGGUACUGUGGAAAGAUUUUCCCCAGGUCAGCCAACCUUACACGCCAUUUGCGGACGCACACAGGGGAACAGCCUUAUCGAUGCAAAUAUUGUGACCGAUCGUUCAGCAUCUCUUCGAAUCUGCAGAGGCAUGUACGCAACAUUCACAACAAGGAGAAACCAUUCAAAUGCCACUUGUGUGACAGGUGUUUUGGCCAACAAACCAACUUGGACAGACAUUUGAAGAAACACGAGAAUGGCAACGUAUCUGGUACUGCUGCUUCUUCUCCUCACUCUGAAUUAGAAGGCACAGGUGCAAUCUUGGAUGACAAAGAGGAUUCCUAUUUCACCGAAAUAAGGAAUUUCAUUGGGAGCAGUAGUCAUGGCAAGCAGUCCCCGGCGGAUGACAGAAUGAAUGGUAGCCACGAUAAGAUUAUGCUCAAUGGUCAGAGCUCGGACAUACUGGAUGAUGACGAGAUAGAAGACGAAGCAAUUCUUGAUGAGGACGAUGAUGAAAGUGAAGCACUGAAGGAGCCCAGUACAAGCAGCAUGCUUGAUAAAUGCUCGGUUGACGACUAUGAAGAAACCAGUAAAGUGGAUUUAAACUGCAAAGUCUCCCCCGGAAGGUAUGAUGAUGAUGAUGACGAUUUCAAGUCUGGUCUAUCUGCCUUGGAUCAUAUUAGGCACUUCACUGAUAGCCUGAAGAUCAGGAAAAUGGAGGAAAACCAAUAUAACGAUGCUGAUCUAUCAGCCUUUGCUCAUCUGCCCGAAGAUUUAAAACAGCCCUUGUAUAGAAAAUCUAAAUCCCAGGCCUAUGCAAUGAUGCUGUCGCUGUCUGAUCAGGAGUCGCUCCACAACACAUCCCACAAUUCGUCCAGCAUGUGGCACAACAUGGCAAGAGCUGCUGCAGAAUCCACCGCGCUCCACUCCGUUAGUCACGUAUGACGCUGUGACACUUUGCCACACUAGGACCAAAUCAGACCGGUAGCAUGGCUCAAAAGACUGCCGAGCAGGAUGCCUUAUUUACCUGCAGGGUCAUUUCGUACAAAGUCUGGUGACCUUAAAUGGAAGAAUUUUAAACUAAAGGAGUUAUUUAUUCUCAUUGCUUUUGUUUUGCACAGCAAAAGGCAGCUGCUGAUUUCCGGAGCAACAAAGAGCAAACCUUAAUAAAGAAGAAAAAAAAAUGGAAAACAUAAUAAAAAAAUAAAAUAAAAAAGACUUUGGACUUGUGGAUGACGAGGUGUCUUCCAACUGAAAAGAUAUUGACUUGACACACUUACAGUAUAAGCACUCAAACGAAAUCAGAUUUUUUUUUUGUAUACAGUGAUUUAUCAUAAGUUUAGAAAUGUUGCUUCAGUUUCUCUAACACAGCUUCAUGUAUUUGAACCUUUUGAGGGCAGACGUAAUCUACAAAUGUACAUUCUCACAUGUAGAAAAUUUAACAGGGAAUACAAAGUUUUUUCCUUAACUAUGUCUUAAUUGCUUUGUGAAAAAUGAAAUGAAGGAAUUAUGUGUAUAUUGUGAAUCUUCCAAUGUUCAGUACUUCAAAAAGACAAUGAGUCAUUAAAGGGCCAUAUUUCUUUCCAUUCCUGAUACCACUAGUAUGUCUUACAAAUCAACAAUUCGACAUUUUGAUUUUUGACAAUCAUUUCCACGUUUUUGGCUUUUUUUUUGUUUGUUCUUGCAAUGUCUAUUUAUUUCUUUUUAUGUUGUUGGUAUAUUAGAGCACUGUUCUACUUCCUCAAACAAUGUUAUUGUCAGAGGCACUCACGAAUUCCAAAGUUAUUGGAAACUGAUCAUUGUAUAUGUGUCUUGAUUAUUGUUUUUUCCCCCUCAAAUAUUUCUCUUCUAAAAUUAAAUAUAGAAGUAAUUUAGUUUUUUUUUUGUAAUACAAUGAUUUAUGUACAUUAUUUUUCAUGAACGCAUGUUUCCUCUGAUUAAAACUGUACCCAAUAUUUUAUGCUGGUUGUCUGCAAGCUUGUGUGAUGUUAUGUUCAUGUUAAUCCUAUUUGUAAAAUGAAAAGUUCCAAUCCUGUUUAGAAAAAAAAAUUGAGUGAACUCCAUUAUUUUUUAAAUGUAAUUUGGGGACCAGAUUUUUUUUCUUUCCAUUUGUUUUGUAAUCUCUGUAAUCUUGUUUUCAAAUAAUUGGCAACUUGAGGUACUUUCUUUAAUUGCUUUGUAUAAUUGUAAUUGUUACGCAUUGAAGUACGUUAUUUUGGGAGGAACAAGAACAUGGAAAUAAAGAACUAAAACAUUGGUCAGUCAUA